AUGUCUUACGGAAGAUCUUGGAAGGAAGGUGAAGGGGAUUUCCUGCUCGUAGUAUCUGGUACCACCCGCUAUGCACCCUACUUGACCGGAUGGCAAGAGUUCAAAGACCAUCUUCGAAAAGUGGUCAAAGAACAGCCGGGUUGGGCUGAUGUGUACUCAAGCCAAGGCCAACGGCGAGGAGAAAUGCAGGGGUGGUGUCGGCUCAAGGACAAGGAAGACGCGGAUGCUGUGUACAAGGUCUACUACCGAGCCAAAGGCAUGUUGGUGCACGUGUGGGAGACGAACCGCAAGGGUGAGGGUUACCGACUGAUGCGAUGCAAUUGUUCAACACUGUUCCCUGAGUUGCCCGACGGUGGUCAUUCCUCACAGCAUUGCGGUAUUGAUAUUGGAAGAGUCAAUCAGUUGGGCGGCAGCAGAGGAGCCACUACAAUGGUACCGACGCCAUAUACCACAGCACAGUCCAGGUACUCGACUGGGAUGUAUCAGCAGGGCUAUGCUUCUCAGCCGCCCUUAUACAAUAUUGCCCCAGUCUACCCGGCCUAUGCUUUGCCAUCGCCACCUAUCUACUCGACGAGCACCAACGGAAUGCCGGUAAACGUCCGAGGUGGGGCAAUACUUACCGAAGCUCGUGGUAUAUUCAUUCGCAACUUGAGUUACAAGUGCACCCCUCAGGAUCUCAAUGGAUUGCUCCUUCAAACUGUCGGAUAUCCCAUCGAUAUCCAGUUCCUCCGCGAUGGCAAGACCGGCGUGUUCAAAGGUGUGGCAACCGUCAAAUUUGCAUCCAAGGAGUUGGCGCAACACGCGGCAAAUACGCUGAAUGGCAGGGAUCACAUGGGACUGAAGCUCCACGUGCGCAUGGACGUCGAUACUACGGUUGUAGGACGAGCUGAACCCAUGGUGGUAAAUGGGUCGUACACGCAGUGAAACUUAGUAAUUCAAACCGGCCUUUAUCUCGGGCUUAACGGUUUCCAGGGUGAAUGCAGGCGUCAAACAAGGGUCAAAGACACGGCACCCACAUGGACGGGCAAGGAUGAGGCAUGGUGAAAAGGCGUCGUUCCACCACGUUAUUUCAGUGGCAGAAAUUGUUCUAGUAGCAGCCCACGAUUCAUGAUAUAGCUAUUGAAUAACGUAGAAAAAGUAUGGCAACAGGGCGUUGCUUCAUCUCGG
Molecule: messenger RNA, 1167 nt
Organism: Pyrenophora tritici-repentis Pt-1C-BFP
Lineage: Eukaryota; Fungi; Ascomycota; Dothideomycetes; Pleosporales; Pleosporaceae
Product: RNA-binding protein (RRM domain)
Cellular component (GO): cytoplasm; nucleus; ribonucleoprotein complex
Molecular function (GO): mRNA binding
Source: RefSeq, a predicted model, not a curated record